Messenger RNA from Staurois parvus, 924 nucleotides. Lineage: Eukaryota; Metazoa; Chordata; Amphibia; Anura; Ranidae. The record is from the annotation of a GenBank genome assembly.
AUGUUUAUUUUCUUAACCUGCUAUAACAUUUUGUUUGCAGAUGGCUACACAACAGAUGACAUCGAGUUCUACUGGAACGGAGGAGAUAAAGCAAUCACAGGAGUAGAGAAGAUCGAGCUGCCUCAGUUCUCCAUUAUUGAUUACAAAAUGGUCUCAAAGAAAGUAGUGUUUUCCACUGGUUCUUAUCCUAGGCUUUCAUUGAGCUUCAGACUUAAAAGAAAUAUUGGAUACUUCAUCUUACAAACCUACAUGCCUUCCACACUCAUUACUAUUCUGUCCUGGGUGUCUUUCUGGAUCAACUAUGAUGCAUCUGCUGCAAGAGUAGCACUAGGAAUCACCACUGUGCUGACAAUGACUACCAUCAGUACCCAUCUGCGAGAAACCCUACCAAAGAUCCCUUAUGUCAAGGCUAUAGACAUCUACCUAAUGGGAUGCUUUGUAUUUGUGUUCUUGGCAUUGCUGGAAUAUGCUUUUGUGAACUACAUCUUCUUUGGAAAAGGUCCUCAGCUACAGAAGAAAGCAGCAGAAAAAGCAGAGAAAGCAAAUAACGAAAAGAAUAAACUCCAGGUAACGCAGGUUGAUGCACAUGGAAACAUUUUGUUGACAACUCUGGAACUGAGAAAUGAAGUCUCUGGUUCAGAAGUCCUAACCAGUACUAUCGACCCAAGAGCUACCAUGUUUUCAUAUGACAGUGCCAGCAUCCAGUAUCGGAAACCCAUUGCCAACAGAGAUAUGUACAGCAGAAGCACAUUGGAUAGGCACAUGGUUCACAAAAAAGGGCGACUGAGGAGGAGCGCCUCUCAGAUUAAAAUUAAAAUUCCUGAUUUGACUGAUGUGAAUGGCAUAGACCGGUAUUCAAGGAUGAUAUUUCCUGUUGCUUUUAUCUUCUUUAAUAUUGUGUAUUGGCUUUAUUAUGUACACUAA